AUGACUCGCAGGCGGUCCCAGCUAUUGUCUGUUGCUGCUGGGGCAGCGCUCUUGGCUGUGCCAGAUGCUGCGCAUGCAAUAGUAAAGGGCUUUGAGCCUAUGGCUGCGAUCAAAGGGAAGGACUAUGGGAAACAACGACAGAGCUAUUCAGACUACACCCGCACAGAGUCAGGUCUCCAGUAUCAGGAUCUCAGAGAAGGCACUGGGAAAGGUGCAAAACCAGGAGCGCAGGCCAAAGGAGGCUCGUUUGCCAAGGACAAGGACUUCUUCCGGUUCACGCUGGGGAGAGGGGAGGUCAUUCCAGCCUUUGAGGAGGCGGUGCUGUCCAUGAAGGAAGGGGGAAUCCGGCGCAUAGUGGUGCCCGUGGAGCUGGGCUACCCAGACUUUGACAUGAACAAAUUGGGGCCCUCCCCCACCACCUUCUCUGGGCAGCGAGCGUUGGACUUUGUGUUGCGGAACCAGGGCCUCAUCGACAAAACUUUGCUGUUUGACAUUGAACUUGUCAAGGUAUCGUGA
Coccomyxa subellipsoidea C-169 is the source of this 516-nucleotide messenger RNA. Its product is annotated as FKBP-like protein. The transcript has 4 exons. Gene Ontology annotation, molecular function: peptidyl-prolyl cis-trans isomerase activity. NCBI's taxonomy places the organism in Eukaryota, Viridiplantae, Chlorophyta, Trebouxiophyceae, Coccomyxaceae. The record is from RefSeq and is a predicted model, not a curated record. Gene Ontology annotation, cellular component: thylakoid; chloroplast. The coding region runs from base 1 to 516 and encodes 171 amino acids.